Amphibalanus amphitrite is the source of this 2086-nucleotide messenger RNA. Its product is annotated as dehydrogenase/reductase SDR family member 12-like. The record is from RefSeq and is a predicted model, not a curated record. Lineage: Eukaryota; Metazoa; Arthropoda; Thecostraca; Balanomorpha; Balanidae. The transcript has a single exon. The coding region runs from base 283 to 1245 and encodes 320 amino acids.
GUCAAGCCUCUAUGUUCGUGUUAUGUAACGUUUGCAAGUCACGCCAUAAAAAGAUAAUCUGUCCUGCGUCGUGUGGUAAGAAGGAAACUUGAACUGGCGGUUGGGCGUGUUGGGUGUGUCUGUUCCAGAGCUAGCCAGUCAGGGCUUGGGCUGACUUUUUCCUGUGCUUGCAGCUGGGGAACUGUGAUUUUAGCACACUGCUGGUUCAACUUUACUGGUGCUACAACAGGAAGCAUUGGAUUAGGAGGUGAACUCUUCAGUGGUUUGCAUUUUUAAGAGAAAAUGUCAUGGUACAGAAAUUCUGUUUUCAUCCUGAAAGGCCUGAAAGACUAUACAAAAUCAGGUUAUGCCAGUGCCAGUAAGCAGUUUUGUGAGAAAGAUCUGGAUGUUGAUUGCAAUGGCAAGUCCUUCAUGAUCACUGGAGCUAACAGCGGCAUUGGCAAAUCUCUGGCAAUCUCCAUUGCCAAACUUGGAGGAACAAUCCACAUGGUUUGCAGAAACCCAAAAUAUGCUGAUGAUGCCAUGCAGGAGAUCAAAAAUACAACUGGGAAUCCAAAUGUUCAUGUCCAUCUCCUGGACAUGUCGGAACCAACGAGCAUAGCAAAGUUUGCAAAGAAGUUCAUUGAGGAACAUGAGUCACUGAAUGUUCUGAUCAACAAUGCAGGAUGCAUGGUGAAUGAUCGGCAAGUCACUGAAGAUGGUUUGGAGAAGAACUUUGCAACAAACACUCUUGGAGUGCAUAUGCUGACAAAGAGCUUGCUGCCUCUCUUGAAGAAGUCUAAAGAGCCUCGUGUAAUCAUGGUGGCAUCUGCAGGCAUGCUGACUCAGAAACUGAAUGUGGAUGAUCUACAGGCAGAGAAGAUGAAGCCAUUUGAUGGAACCAUGGUGUAUGCUCAGAACAAAAGGCAGCAUGUGAUCAUGACAGAAGAGUAUGCCAAAGAAUACCCAGAGGUUAAGUUCUUCUCCAUGCACCCAGGCUGGGCUGAUACUCCAGCUGUGCAGAACUCAAUGCCAGACUUCUACAACAAGAUGCAGGGCAAGUUCCGAACACCAGAAGAGGGUGCUGACACUGCUCUGUGGCUUGCUGUGUCAAAGGCUGCCCUAGAACAGCCAACUGGUGAGUUUUUCCAGGACAGGAAAGUGGUGUCUAAACAUCUGCCCCUGGCCUGCACACACAGCUCACAAGAGGAUCAUGACAAGCUGAUGAAAAUCCUGGAUGACUACUUCUCCCAAUUUUCUGAGUAGAGUAGUGAGCAAUGCUCAGGACUGCCUCCCUGUAGAGUGGAACUCUUGAAGUUAUGGUUUCAUACCACUUCACCUUGGUGUCUUCUGUCUCUGACUGCCUGCGGUUAUUCUCUCCAAUAGCUUCUUUAUUAACAUUUAUGCUUUGUUUUCAUGUUGAUGAAUCAGUGAAAUUAUCAUUUCCAAUGGUCAACAAUUUGAGCAGAUUUAUAGAGCUGAUAAAUGUUUGUAGGGGACUUGAAUUUGUCCAAAGAGCCCUAAUCAGCAACCUGAUUUAUUGUGUAACUUGUAAGUGUGCUUUUGUAGUUGGCAUGCCUAUGACAUGAUUGUGGUGAUCCUUGAUUUAAGUGUUAUUUGUAUCUAAAUGCAAAUCCUUUUUUCAGUCAGCAAUGUUUCUACUUAUAGAGGAGUGUUUAGGCACCUGCUUAGAGUAUACCCUGGGUGGCAAUUUACUCCUUAGUUUACCUACCUCUGAAUAUUUGUUUAUGGUAAAAUGGGUGACUUCUCCAGCUUGUCAAUCUUCAUUCAGUGUCUUGUUAUUAUCAUGGGUGUACCAGUGUAUCCACAGUGCUGCCUGGACAAAUGUGAAGUCUACUCUACCUAUUGGAUGGAGUAUUGCUACUGCACAUUUUACUACUUCAUGUCUCGUUAUAUGUGGAUGUUUAUUUGCAAUAAAAUAUCAAACCAAAAUCACAUGUUAAAACAUAUGAAGGAUAACUUACCUCACUGAAAGCUUACUUCUCUGUUCAGUGUUGAAUUUGUGGCUGGUAAUUUUACAUGACAGCCAGCCAACCCAUGAAUAAAAUGCUGAUCAAUCGCUGAUUGGGACUGAUCAGGUCUGCUC